AUGAUGAUGGUUCAAAAGUCUAGAAAUCUUCCUACUCCGCAACAUAUAGAUAUACUUACAUAUAUUCAUAGUUUUUUUGCAAUAGCAUUUCAGCUAGAAACCGCACCGAUUCAUCAAGCAUUGUGUGGAAGUUCUUUUGAUUCGCGUUUGUUUGUUGCGUGUGUAUUUUUAGUUCUUCCAUCUCAAAUGGCAUAUAAGCAUUCUAAAUCUCAUGCUUGCUAUUGCUUAGAAAUAACAAAAAAAAAUGAGAAGUGGCAUGUGGUGAUAAAAGCAUAUCGUCGAUGCUUGGAAGAUUACAAUUUUUGCAAUGAACUGAACUCUGAUCAGAGAGAAAUUAUGCUAUAA
This is a messenger RNA of Clunio marinus, 345 nucleotides long. Lineage: Eukaryota; Metazoa; Arthropoda; Insecta; Diptera; Chironomidae. The record is from the annotation of a GenBank genome assembly.